Messenger RNA from Habropoda laboriosa, 3167 nucleotides. RefSeq names its product sodium- and chloride-dependent GABA transporter ine-like (gene ine). Gene Ontology annotation, biological process: sodium ion transmembrane transport. NCBI's taxonomy places the organism in Eukaryota, Metazoa, Arthropoda, Insecta, Hymenoptera, Apidae. Gene Ontology annotation, cellular component: membrane. The transcript has 12 exons. Bases 153 to 2798 code for a protein of 881 amino acids. The record is from RefSeq and is a predicted model, not a curated record.
ACUUUUAUCAAUCACAAGUAUCACAAUUGCACGUGGAUAACUGCGUGUCGCUGUUAUCAGCUGUCUUGUACAUCGAUGGGUUUCAGUGACUUCAGUGGAAUGCAAUCGAUCCGGUCGAGGCCCUCUUCGAUCUGACAGAUCGCCAUGCUAUCAUGAAUGCCACGGGCAGUAACAGCAGCGUGAACGGCUGCGACAGCAAUAACACGGCCGCGGGCAUCGCGGGCGCACACGGCAACAGUGCCCGUCUGCAGAGCGUGAUCGGCAAGCAGAGCAGUUGCGUGCGCAAGAUGAGCACGAUGCCGGAGGAGGAAGAUGCCCCGGAUGACAUGGAUCCUGACGUGAUAAGGAUAGCGCAUCAGCACUAUCACCAGCAUCAUCAUCACCACGACGCCGAUUCGGAUUCGCCGUCCGAGGAAAGGGGCCGUUUGUUGAACGUUACCGAGGGUACACCUCGUAAGAUCACCGUAACCCCGACCAAUUUAACCAACCUACACUGCAACGGCGUCAAGAAGAACAUCCCUCGAAACGACAGCAGCAACAGUAUCCACGAGAAAACUUACCCGCGACACCAGCAGCAAUCGAAACCAGGUGACCAAGUUGGUCAACCGGAGAACCGUCUUCAUCGCGACGUUCAGCAAGGUGUCUUCAGAUCCGUACGUGGGAUCGACACGCACGGGAAUCGGUAUCGUUACUCCAGCGUGAGAUCGGUCAAGUCUAAUCCGACGAUGGACGACCAUCAACAUCAGUAUUAUCCACCAGCGGCCAGCUGGGCAUCGAUCGUGUUCUCCGAGGGAAACGGACAAACCCACGUACGACCGUUUCCCGAUUCCGUCUCUAUACGCUCUCUGGCAUCGAUCGGCAUGGGUUCUUCCGACGGCCGGAAGCUCACGAUACGUAGAGUUCCCACUUCGCCGUCAGAGCUGCUUAACCUGGUACAUCCGCCGCCAUCAUUUGAGGAUGAUCUCUCGAUGUGUACCAGCUUCGACGAUGCGGACGCCGAGGACUCUGGGGACUACAGGCAACCGAAACGACCACACUGGGCAAACAAAGUACAGUUUGUCCUUGCUUGUAUCAGUUACUCUGUUGGUCUCGGAAAUGUUUGGAGAUUUCCUUACCUAUGCUACAAAAGCGGCGGUGGUGUGUUCUUGAUACCUUACUUCUUAAUACUUAUUGUAUGCGGAGUACCGUUAUUGUACAUGGAACUUAGUAUUGGACAAUUCACACGACGAGGACCGAUCGGUGCUCUCGGUCAAAUUUGUCCUUUGUUUAAAGGGGCUGGCUUGUCUUCGGUAGUAAUAUCAUUUUUGAUGUCGACCUAUCAUAAUGUGAUAAUAGCCUACGCCAUAUAUUAUUUCUUUGCGGCGUUCAGAGCAAAGCAACCGUGGUCCGCCUGCGAUAACUCGUGGAAUACGUUUGCCUGCUGGUUACCCACUUAUGUCGCCAUCGACAAUCGAACACGGCCAAACGCUUCUAGAACGCCAUCCGAAGAAUUUUUCGACAACAAAGUACUACAGAUUAGCGAAGGAAUCGAAGCAUCAGGAGCAUUGAGAUGGGAGCUCGUUGCUUGUUUAAUUACUGCCUGGAUUAUGGUGUACUUCUCUGUUUGGAAAUCGAUAAAAUCAUCGGCAAAAGUGAGAUACCUGACUGCAACUCUACCAUUUAUUUUAAUCGUCGUCUUCCUUACGCGGUCCCUUACCCUUGAAGGUGCUGACAAGGGUUUGCAAUUUUUCUUCCACCCUCGUUGGGAACUGCUGAGCGACGCGAAGGUAUGGAUCAACGCAGCCGCUCAAAUAUUCAACUCAGUGGGCAUAGCAUUUGGCUCAAUGAUAUGUUUCGCGAGUUACAACAAAUUCCACAACACCAUCUUAGUGGACAGUGUGGCUGUUUCGCUUAUAAACGCGUUCAGCAGCCUACUCGUUGGAAUAUUUUCAUUUGCCACCAUUGGCAACAUCGCUCUGGAACAAAAUAUGUCUGUCGAAGCUGUCCUAACAGAUGGACCAGGCCUCGUAUUCGUCGUUUACCCCCAAGCGCUAGCCAAGAUGCCAGCAUCACAAGUGUGGGCCGUGUUAUUCUUUUUUAUGCUAGUCUGCCUUUCUUUGAAUAGUCAGUUUGCAAUAGUGGAGGUGGUCGUCACGUCGAUUCAAGAUGGCUUCCCGAAAUGGGUAAAGCGUCAUUUAGUGUGUCAUGAAAUGUUAGUACUUUUAGUAUGCGUCAUAUCCUUUUUGUUUGGCCUCCCUAACAUCACACAGNNUGGCAUUUACUUUUUCCAAUUAAUAGACCACUAUGCAGCCUCGAUAUCGAUAAUGUUUCUGGCCUUCUUCGAAGUAAUAGCGAUAUCUUGGUGUUACGGAGUAAGACGACUGUGUAAUAACGUGAAAGAGAUGACUGGACGCAAACCGUCCACGUACUUCCGUUUUUGUUGGCUUAUUGCAGCACCACUUCUCAUCAUGGCUGUAUGGGUAUUCAGCUUAAUUGAUUAUGAACCACCGACUUACCACAAUGGCGAAUACAAGUACCCAUGGUGGGCAGAGGCGAUUGGCUGGGGAAUAGCUUCUCUUUCUCUCAUUUGCAUUCCCUCUUUCGCUAUCUACGAGUUCAUUAAAGCGAACGGCAACACUUUUCUGGAGAAAUUACGAAACUCCAUCAAACCGCAUUUCGAGGCGUGCAAAGUGUGCGGCCAGGAAUACUGUACCGAGCCUAUGCACAAUUUCGAGGAGGAAGUGAUCAAAGAGCAACAGGAAGCAAACAGUCCGAUACAAUUGAACACGAAUAAUUUUCUUCCUAAAUCUCAGAUAUGACGUGAGAUGGAAGACGAAUGAAAAUCACGGGUACCUUACCUUCGUACAAAGCGUUUUCGACGAUGAAUUAAAAAGAAAAAGCGUUUUAGAUACAUAGAAGCAUAGGUAGAAUUGAGAUGUCGUUUAAUUUUCUUGUUCUUUGUUAUUAUCAUGUAUCAUAUUGUGAGUUUACUAGUAAAUAUUUAUUGAGCGUAUAAAAAGUGUCGGACGUUGGGAGUUUACCGGAUGAUUUGUGCCAAUCUAAAUUCACCAACUCUUAUAGUAAACAGGCAAUUUAACGUAGAAGAUCAUUGUAUUGCUCAAACCUAUUCAACGUUGACAUUAUACUCUGGUAAACGAGUGAAUUUAAGAUAAGAUUAAUUAUAUUCA